ACCAGAGGCAGCAGCAGCAGCAGCAGCGAUCUGGAUCACGUGGCGGCGGCUCAUCCGCCCCCUCUCGAGGCUCCAAAUCGCGAUUGCGGGAGAUAACGCUGCGAGAGCGCGAGCUGCGGGUCAAGGUGGAGGGCACCAGGGCAAGCAUCCAAGAAACCGAGCAGUCGGUGAAGGAGCUGGAGCCCGAUGUGGCUGAUACCGUAAACACGGUUCACUGGGCGCAUGCAGUACACUGCCCGCCGUACAAUUCCCGCGCCACGCAUGAGCUGUGCAUGCGGCUGAUGCGGGCGGGCAUGGCGGCAUGGGGGCAGAAGCAACCGCCGCCGCCGCAGCAGCAGCAGCAGACGUCGCUUGGUGGGGUAAUAGCGAGCGGCGGCGGUGGUGUCGUGGCUGGAGCUGCACGCUCGGCGGAGGGCGUGGGUGUUGCGGCAAAGCCGUCCUGCAGCUCUGCAGCUGGCGCCUGCUCAUCAGCAAUCGCAUCAGCAGCAGCCUCCUCUCCUUCCCAAAGUUCUUCCUCAGCCUCCGCCUCUCCAGCCGCUUCGACGCCCUCCCCAUGUCUUCAUUCAUCGCAGCACGCAGGGAGUGAGCAAACGCGCGACAUGCAUGAGACCAUGGCCGCGGCGGCAGCUGCAAGUCCUGCCGGGCAAGCUUCGCAGCCGCCUUCUCCGUCGCAGCACCGCCCCCCGGACUCCCAGCCUUCACCGCUCUCGCCCGACGCGUUGCCUCAGUCCCCAGCGCCAUCCUCUUCACAACCAACACCUUCACCUGCACCCUCACCCUCACCCCAGCCGGCCGCUGUCGUGCCCGCUGCGGAGGCCCCCCUGCUGGUGCAUGCGGCCCUGCGCUGCGCUCGUACGGCAAUGCUGGUGGUGAUGUGGCGUAAGUGGCAGCCACAGGCGCAGACACAACGGCAGGAUGAGCAGCCGCAGCCAUUAUCGGUGCUGCAUGGAGAUGCGAAUGGGGGGGCCAGCCGGCCGCCGUGCCUCUCCCAUGCAGCAGCGUCGCGCCUGAGGGAAUGGUGGAGUGCGCUGCUAGAAGCUGCAGAAUGGGCAGCCCAGAAUCCGGCUCGGGAAGAGCCAGCCAUGGGACCCACGGGUCACACGCCGGCUUUGAGUAGCACCACCACCACCGCCGCCGCCGCCGCCGCCGCCGGAAGCAGCACCCACUCGGCCUCCGCUGGUGUGGCGCCCCCUGCCGCCCCAUCCGCUUCAGAGGAAUCGGCGGCAGCUCACGCGGAGCUGCUGGAGUGGGUGGGCAGCUGCUUGGCUGGCGGAACGUGCCUGGGCUGCUUUGAAGGCACUGAGCUGCCAGCCGACGCCUCCUCAGCCCUAGCGGGGGGCGCCGCUCUUUUCGCCGCAACCCCCACAUGCGGCUCCCUACCCCCCGUUCCCUUCCCUGACGUCGACGCUGCCCUGGCUGCCGGCUGGCUCACUGCAGUGCGCCGCAUGACACUGCGCGCCGCAGCAACGGAGGCGCUGCCGCCGAUGCCGCCGCGCUCGUCGCCAUCGUCGCCGCUACCGCCAGCCUUGACUUCUCCCGAACCCGCCAACCCGGCGGCGCCAUGCGGGCAAUGCCGCACAGAUGCCCCGGAGCCGCAUGCACGGGCGUUGCCGCCACAAGCUUUGCUG
Astrephomene gubernaculifera is the source of this 1628-nucleotide messenger RNA. Lineage: Eukaryota; Viridiplantae; Chlorophyta; Chlorophyceae; Chlamydomonadales; Astrephomenaceae. The record is from the annotation of a GenBank genome assembly.